Molecule: messenger RNA, 1035 nt
Organism: Fusarium proliferatum ET1
Lineage: Eukaryota; Fungi; Ascomycota; Sordariomycetes; Hypocreales; Nectriaceae
Product: putative histone H3 methyltransferase DIM-5
Exons: 3
Coding region: 1-1035 (344 amino acids)
Cellular component (GO): nucleus
Molecular function (GO): histone methyltransferase activity; protein binding; zinc ion binding
Source: RefSeq, a predicted model, not a curated record
AUGGCUGCAAUGCUAAAGGCCACAGAACGCCAUUUCUACUUCCACGGCAAAGAAGGCUAUGAAGUAGAGCGCAAUAAUUGUCACUGGUGUCAGAUUCGCGCUUUUUCGACUCACUCAACACUCCCAGUGACAGUUGUUAACGAACAAGACGAUGAGGUACUCCCUGGUGACUUUAGAUUCAUAAACAACGUCGUCCUUGGUAAAGGAGUUGAGCAAGCUGGCGAUAGCUUCCGCAGCGGCUGCUCCUGCGCCAAGGACUCAGAGUGCCAAUACACAAGUUGUCACUGUCUCGCCGACUUAGAAGACGACGAUUCUAGCGAUGAAGAGGAGUUCGAUGCUUUCGGUGACAAGAUGGAGAGAACCACACCAAAGCCUCGGCGGAUAGCAUAUGCUUACCACUCCCACGGUGCAAAGGCCGGUCUUUUGCGCUCCAAGUUCCAUAACUCAAAGAUGCCUAUCUACGAGUGUCACCAGAGCUGCUCCUGUAGUAUAGACUGCCCAAAUCGCGUCGUCGAGCGCGGCAGAACGAUUCCCUUGGAGAUAUUCCGCACCCCAGACCGCGGAUGGGGAGUGAGAUCUCCCGUGUCAAUUAAGAAAGGCCAGUUCGUCGACCGAUAUCUCGGUGAGAUCAUCACAUCCAACGAAGCCGAUCGACGGCGCUCACAGUCUGCUAUCUCUCAGCGUAAGGAUGUUUACCUCUUCGCUCUCGACAAAUUCACAGACCCCGAGUCAUUCGACCAUCGGCUAAAGGGCCCAUCUCUUGAAGUAGACGGCGAAUUCAUGUCUGGCCCGACGCGAUUCGUCAACCAUUCUUGCGACCCCAACAUGCGAAUCUUUGCGCGCGUGGGUGAUCAUGCUGACAAGCAUAUUCACGAUCUUGCCUUGUUCGCAAUCAAGGACAUACCUGAGGGUGAGGAGCUUACAUUUGAUUAUGUCGAUGGGGUUUCACACGAGGGAGAGGAAUCGGGUUGCGACAUCGAUCAUAUGACUCGUUGUCUAUGUGGAAGCAAGAAGUGCAGGAAGUUCUUGUGGUGA